AGCUCUGGUCUUCAUCUUACUGUCAUCAGAAAAAGAUCUGAACGAGUUUGACCUGAAAAAAUACUCUGACUCAAAUUCAGAGGAAGCUCUUCUGAGACUGCUUCCAGUCGCCAAAGCCUCCAAGAAAGUGCUGCUGAGGGGUUGUAACCUCUCAGAGAGAAGCUGUGAAGCUCUAGCCACAAUCCUCAGCUCCCCAUCCAAUAAUCUAAAAGAGCUUGACCUGAGUGAAACCAGUUUGCCAGAUUCAGGGAUGAAGCUACUUUCCUCUGGACUGAUGAGUACACACUGUACUUUAGACAGUCUCAGUUUAAGGAGUUGUAAUUUGUCAGAAAUCAGCUGUAAUUCUCUGGGCUCAGCUCUGAAGUCCAACUCCUCAUAUCUGAAAGAGCUGGAGCUGAGUUCCAAUGACCUACGGGAUUCAAGAGUGGAGCAACUCUGUGGUUUUCUGGAGAGUCAAAAAUGCAGACUGGAGACUCUGAGUUUAUGGAACUGCUGCUUGUCAGAGAUCAGCUGUGCUCUUCUGGGCUCAGCUCUGAAGACUAAUCCUGCAUAUCUGAGGGAACUGGACCUGAGUAAAAACAAUCUACAGGAUCCAGGAGUGAAUCAACUGUGUGGUUUUCUGGAGAGUCCACAUUGUAGAUUGGAGACUCUGAGACUGGAGAAUUGCAGGUUAUCGGAGAUCAGCUGUCUGGGCUUAGCACUGAAGUCCAAUCCCUCCAACAUGAGAAAGCUGUACCUGAGUCAGAACAACCUGCAGUAUUCAGGAGUGAAACAGCUGUGUGGCUUUCUGGAGGGUCGAAACUGUAGACUGGAAACUCUGGGAUUGAGGAGCUGCAGUUUGUCAGAGAUCAGCUGCCUGGUUGCAGCUCUGAAGUCUAACCCCUCCCAUCUUAAACAUCUGGACCUGAGAGGGAACAAGCUGCAGGAUUCGGGAAUGAAACAGUUGUGUGGUUUUCUGGAGAGUCGGCAAUGUAGACUGGAGACUCUGAGAUUGAUGGGCUGCAGUUUGUCAGAGAUUAGCUGUACUCCUUUGGGCUCAGCUCUGAAGUCCAACCCCUCCUAUCUGAGAGAGCUGGACCUGAGUCACAACAACGACCUGCAGGAUUCAGGAGUGAAGCAGCUCUGCGGUUUUCUGGAGAGUCGGCACUGUAGACUGGAGAUUCUGAGACUGGAUAGCUGCAGUUUGUCCGAAAUCAGUUGUGCAGCUCUGGCCUCAGCUCUGAAAUCCAACCCCUCACAUCUAAAAGAGCUAGACUUAACUGACAAUAAACUGAAAGAUGCAGACAUGAGACAGCUGUGUGAUCUUGUGGAGAAACCAAAUUGUGGACUGAAGACUCUGAGGUGGAAGCUCUCAUAAACUGGUGCGUGCUGACAGAGAGUGAGCUGUGUCCUGAUGAUACGGAGAGGCUGAAGGAGCAGUAGCUUGUGUGUACAGAUCCUCUGAAUGGGAAACAUCACUUCUAUCUUCAAAAAUCAAAGAUGAUUUUUGAAGAUAGAAGACCUCAACAAGCACAAAGAAUUAGAUGGAAAGGUCAUGUAAAAUGUUAAAAAAAAUUAAUCUGUUACACUAAUUACCGUGAAAUCCAACUUUUAACUGUAAUGUAAUACGAUGAUGAUCUGAUUCAAUUUGUGUUAUCAUAAUCAAAACAAAAAAUAAGGAUGAAAAGAUACACGAAAGUUGACGUUGGUUAUAAGCUGAUUAAACUUUUGAUCAAUAACUGUAGAAUAGGGAAGUGAAAGCUCUGCGGAUGUCUUAUGUGGAGAUGCUCAGUUGGGAUGUGCCAUCAACAUUAUUUGUAUUUACAUGUUCAAUUGUAUUCUGUUCUUUCUCACAAUAAACUUCUGUCUACACCAAAAAGCUGCUGGUGUCCCAGAAUUUUAAUUUUAACCAACACAGCUUCAGGUUCCUUUAAUUAGACCCACAGGCAGAUUUGGUUUGCUGCAGGAAACUCAGCUAUCUUCACGUUUAACAAAAUGACACAGAUGGCAGAUUAGCAGAAUAUAACAGAGUGGACCGGGAAGCACACUGAUCAAUGGUAAAUCGUUUUCACACAGUCACAGUGAUGGAAACAUGUUGGUCACUGAUGCCCUUCUUCCUUCGGGCCAUUCAGACUGCUAACAAACUCACCUCAACUCACCGAUCUGUGCCAUGGUCUGAGUGACCCUCAUCACUCAGGACACUGACACACUCACACCAAGUCCUUUGCACUACCUCCAAGCACUUUGUUCUCCAGUGUGUGCCUUUGUCUUGUUUUGUAUAUGUUC
Messenger RNA from Oreochromis aureus, 2265 nucleotides. RefSeq names its product ribonuclease inhibitor-like. NCBI's taxonomy places the organism in Eukaryota, Metazoa, Chordata, Actinopteri, Cichliformes, Cichlidae. Bases 251 to 1357 code for a protein of 368 amino acids. The record is from RefSeq and is a predicted model, not a curated record. Gene Ontology annotation, molecular function: protein binding. The transcript has 9 exons.